UCAGUCACUCAAAUCCGCUUGUGCUUGUUGUGCUGGCUGGACGUCGAAACGAAAAACUUGACGUUCGAGUGAAGAGAACCGCGGCGGGAGAAGAAAAACUCAAAAGUGCAAAGAAAAAGAUGGCAACCGCUGCUGCUUCUGCUGGAAUUUUCAACUGAUCGGAAAAGUGAAAAAAUCUCCGUUUUCUAGUGGCCGAAUCGCAGCGGAAAAAGUGCAUUUCGAGUGGGCAUCGCUUCCCCGAUGGGAUUUCGACCGUAGAAAGAUUUCCCUCGUCCAGUAGUAACAUAGCACAAAAGUAUGUCCUCGUUGGAGCCCCAUCAUCACCCUCUGGUAACGAUCCCAUCGUCCUCCCUGGUGAUCCAAUCGCAGCAGUUCAGCGCCCUCCCAACGGCAUCUAUGAUGGACAACACUGCGCUCCUAUCGCUGAAGCCCCAGGCAUCGACCGUUUGCUCCGGUAACGGCACCACAUCCUACCACAGCAAUGAAUCAAUAAAUCUUUUCCACCCGUUGGGAAAAGCUCACGCUGCCAAACAGCAAAUCAUCAUGAACGAGUUCCUCAACAGUCAUCUUCCAGCGUCGAUUCCGAUCGCCCCCACCAAUGGAAGUAGUCUUUCCAGCACAACGAACGGAAAGAGCCUUCCAACAGUCCCAGAUCAGAACGUCCCGAACCUCUGUACGGACAUUGAACCGGACUCGACCACCUCCUCGCUGGGACAGCUUCCCGUCACACCGGAAAAGAAUGGCGGGGCCAAGUUUAAACCCCAGGAGGACGUCCUGGUCGAGCACAAGGACGGUCGGUUCUAUCUGGGCACGGUCAUAGCCAUCGGGAACUGCCAGUGUCUGGUGCGGUUCAACGACAACACCGAGUGCUGGUCGGAUUUCCGGGAGUUGACCAAGCUGAGUGGCGGUGGCGAAACGGACGACGCUCCGGCUUGCGUGGUGUGUAAGCGGCAGCAGCAGACUGACGACAGUGUUGAGGUUUGCGAAAACUGCGGCCGAGGCUAUCACGUCAAGUGUAUGGAUGGGAACUUCAAGCGCAAUGGGUACUGGUUCUGUCGGAUGUGUGCAUCUCCGAAUGGAAAACGAAAAGACGUACGAUAUGUGUGUUCCGGAGUGUUAUCAGAAUCGUUGGAUCCGUUGACGGACAAGGCGCAGCUUCCGUACGAUAUCGACACACUGACGUGGGAUCCCCUGCAUCGCACAAACGUGGAGCAGAACUACUGCUACUGCGGUGACGAUGGCGACUGGUUGCGGGAAAUGAUCCAGUGCUGCCGGUGUCAACAGUGGUAUCACGGUCGCUGCAUCCGCAGCCUUCAGUAUCCGAUUUUCCUGGGGGAUCGGUUUUACUUUUUCCUAUGUUCAAUAUGCAAUCGGGGUCAUGAGUUCGUUCGGCGGCUGGAGGUCAGCUGGCCGGACUUGAUCCAUCUGGCGCUGUACAACUUGAUCGCCCGCAAUGGGAAGCGAUUCUACGACGUUACGAAGGCGAUUUUUCCUUAUGUGGAGGAUAAUUGGAAGACGCUGCAGAUGAGUAAUCAGAUGAAUAAACUGUCGCCGAAUGCUCGGAAAGAGAUCAUUACCCAGACGCUGGCGAACGACCGAAAUCGGUUUAAGUGUGGCAGCGAAGUGCGCAAGGCGGCCACCAUGUGGACGCUGCGAGUUAACCAGCCACCGAGUCCCCCUAACGUACUAAUCCAACCCGGCCAGAUCAUCACCGAGCACAUACUGACGCAGAUGUCGGCCGAGAAUCGGAUCUAUCGCUUUCUGCCGAGGGUUGCCCUGGAGCGUUCCCUGGUGAACGAUGCGCCCAGCCGGGAGAAGAUGACCGGCGUCACUUACUGCUCCCCGCUGGUUUCGGAGGACGACGCCUCGGACGUUUCGGAUGAUCCCGAGGGCGGCAACCAGGAACAGGACAACAGUUCCGACUUCGAAGCUCCGACCGGUGCGGGCAUCGGCGGUGGCGAGCUUCUGGCGGCGACCUCGGUUGCCAUCGGAACUGCUGAGAACUUAAGUGGUGCAGGAGUGGGUGCAAUCAUUGCCAACAGUACAGGGAAACAACAACAGUCUAGUUCAAAUUUAAGUGAUUCGCUAUUUAGUUCCAAUGCUAAGGAUGGCUUCCAGUUGUUCGGAUCCGGUGUGACCGGGGCUGCGGCGGUGAUUGCUGGUACCAGUUCGAAACCGCAGAGUGACGCAGGCAGUGUUGCCAGCGGCAGUGGCAAUAGGCGGGCGUUCAAGUCUCGCUCGAAAAAGACGGAGAGCGAGAAGUCCUUCGACAUCUACGACUCGUCGGACGAUACGUCGAGAAAUACGCUGGAUUUGAUAAUACCCCCACCGAAGGAUUUCACCGGGAAGAAUAACCCGUUUCAUCAGGCUACGGCUGCGGCAGUGGCGGCAGCUGCAGCAGCAGCAGCCGUCGCUUCCACGGCAAGUAACGCACCCUCCGGAACAGGACUGCCGAAGGGUGGCAACGAACUGAAAGACUUGAUUCAAAAGGCUAAUACAACUACCAAUCACGUUAGUCAUAUAAGUAGUAACCUUAUAAGCGGUGAGCUCCGAGUGGCACGGAUCGUCAAGCGGAGGCUGAGUGCCCGCGACAUACUGAACGGGUCCAAGAGUAAACGGAGGAAGUUCCGGCAGAGUUCGGUUAUCGGUACCACCAUUACGGCUGUCCCUGCUCCGGUCAGCGCCCUUCCAACGCCAGGACAAUCAUCGAGCCUCAUAGCGUCCCUAUUCAACCAACCGAUCGACAGUAACGGUUGGACUAGCCAAAUUCCUCUCAGCCACCUGCUGCCGUCGUCCUCUUCAUCCGGCAGCAGUACCCCUGCCAACUGUUCCUACCAGCAACAGCAGCCAAAUUUGAACGUUCCUCAAGCACUGCCGGCCUCAGUGACUUCAGCUUCCUCACCGUCGACCUCCGUGGCGUCCGCAUCGACGUCAAUCGCGACUGCAUCUCAGGGACCACAACCACCGUCAAAACGCAACUUUGCCCAUGGUCGAAGGCUUCGCCAGCGUCAGGAACGUAACUACAAUGAAAACGGUCGAAGGGCGAGCUUUGCGGCCCCAUCUACCAGCACUCCCGGUUCCAGUUUGCCGGGAUCACCCAUCAAAAACGGAACCACGGCCAAUGGGGGCGAUAGUGGCCCAUCGUCCUCGGUGGUCGGAACAGAUCUCCAGUCGUCGCUGAAUUUGUACUUUGGCGCCGCCCAUCGGAUUCUGAGCGGCGAAAGGUUCGUCAUCAAGGGCCGGCGGGUUUCGGUGUCCGGCAAGGUACAGUAUUUGAUCGAGUGGGAAGGCUGCCCGGCGACGCAGGUAAUGUAAGUGGGUUUACUAUCGAUUUUGUUCGUGUUCGCGGUGGGUGGGACUUGGAACGGCGCUUUGUGGGUGUAGAAGUACGUUCUGCUACACCUCCCUUUUCGGUCUCCUGUGAGGUUUUGUCGUUUGUGUCUGAAAUGAGCGUUAAGACAUCAUACACGGCAAUAGCUUUUUUAAAUCAUUGGAGUAACAUUCCAAAGUUUAGGUAGUGAUGUGAUAAGGUUGAUGGUUUUAUUAUUUAUCAAAUCAAAAGCAAAUUGGAGUAGGAAAAUAGUAAAACAUUGUGAAUAUGUAGUGAAAAAUUGUGUUUUAUCACCACUCUAAAAGUAAACUACAAAUCUUUGACGUUUAGCUUUAUGCAUCGUGAAACAAAUUACUGACAAGGUCUUCAGUUAUUUGCAAGAUGAAAUCCGCACCAUGUUUGAAAGAAUUCCUCGCGAGAUGGUUGCUGAAUUCUUUCAAGAUAUUUCUUCCUGAUGCAACUUAUGAAAACUUAUUGUUAAAGUGACACUAAACACCAGAAUUUUCUAAACUACUGGUGGAUUUUUUCCUAAGUUAUUUGCAUUCCUGGGGAAAUCUUUCGUGUAGAGCGUAUCUUGGCGACACAGUUUAUAAUCAGAUGAUGGUGAAAUUGCGCCCAAAACUAUCCAUUAUCAACUGUGUUCGGUACCGACGGCCAUUUUAGCGUG
Aedes aegypti (yellow fever mosquito) is the source of this 3998-nucleotide messenger RNA. RefSeq names its product polycomb protein Pcl (gene Pcl). Bases 298 to 3315 code for a protein of 1005 amino acids. Lineage: Eukaryota; Metazoa; Arthropoda; Insecta; Diptera; Culicidae. The transcript has 7 exons. The record is from RefSeq and is a predicted model, not a curated record.